Messenger RNA from Lactuca virosa, 1315 nucleotides. The record is from the annotation of a GenBank genome assembly. NCBI's taxonomy places the organism in Eukaryota, Viridiplantae, Streptophyta, Magnoliopsida, Asterales, Asteraceae.
CCAUCUUCUUUGUUUAUCUGUUCUUUUACUGGUCUUUCAGUUAAAAAGCCUUUGAAUCGUUCCUCAUAGUUUCUCUCGUUUCAUUCUCUUCAAAGCUUUCGAUUUCGAUCUCAUUCAGUUUUCACAUUCAUACAAUCUCAAAUAUUUGUGCAAGAUCAAAUCCAUGUUCAUUCAAUCUCACCCCUAUUUAUCCAGGAAUUUGGAUUCUUUCUGAUUUUUCUACUUUCAUUUGGUACCACAAGUUCAUCCAUUGAUUUGAUUAUGUGGGGAUUUGUUAAUCCAAGUUUUUUUGAUGAUCAUUGAUUGGAUUCAUUUCCUGAUUCAAAUGACAAAGCUUUUGAUGGAUCGGUGUUAGUUUGUUAGGGUUUAGGUAGGAACAGUGAAAGAAAUGGCUUCACCAGUACCAGCGAAAUCUCAACCGCUUCAUAACUUCUCGUUGCCGCAUCUGAAAUGGAAGAACCACCGGAGCGGCCGUAGCAGACUUGCCGGAGAAACUUCAUCGUCAUCUCCGCCUCAUCGAUCUCCGUCUACACCAUGGCGUGAAUCUCCGCCUCCGGCUUCUCAUGCUCAUAUUCCUCCUCAUCCUCCUCUGCGGCAUCCCUCUCCAUCUUACGUUUCUCGGCGGCCGUCACCUUUGCACAAGCAAUCUCCGAUGCGUGACUCGGAGUCGGAAUCUGAACCGAGCUGCGCCGUUUCGGAAGGAAUUGAAAAGCAUACCAGGAAACCAUCGUCUGCAAAAUCUACAAAAUCGGUCGAUAGCAGUAAAGGCAAAAGAUCGCAUAAGAUCUGUAUUCGUUUCCGGAAGAACAGCAAUAUCAAGCAUGACGACGCCGUCCCGGAGGAAAACCACUCGUCAACACCAGUUGACAACGCCGUUCCGUCUGCAGCAGCCGAAGAAGAAGAAUCCUUGCCGAAGAUUUGGAAUUUGAGGCCCAGAAGGCCGCCGAUGAAUCACAAGCAGUUUAAUGGAGGUUUACCGAAGAUCGGUUCAUCGUCAUCGCCGGAAAAUACAGCUUCGCAAAUAAAUAAUCCCAAUAAAGAAGCAUCAGAAGUGAAGAAUAACGAUCACAGCAAUUUUGGAACGUCAAAGAAGCAGAAAUUCUCGAUUGCACUUUCGCGUCAUGAGAUCGAAGAAGAUAUAUUCGCAUGGACUGGAUCAAAGCCUUCCCGGAGGCCAAAAAAGAGACCAAGGACUGUUCAGAAACAACUUGAUACAUUGUUUCCUGGUUUAUGGUUGGGUUCGAUAACAGCUGAUUCAUACAAAGUAUCUGAAGCACCUCCAAAGGUAUGGAAGAACCCUAACUUGUAUAGGUGA